AUGACACCCAAGGGAUCUCGCAAGAGAGUGAAGACCAGCCCCUCCGGCGUGGACUCACCCGCUGGACUGAGCGGUGAUGGCCGAGACCGCCCGUCACGGGGGUACAAUGCCAGCUGGUACCCCGGGUCCUGGUCUUCCAUUGCGAGAGUGUCUAAAGCUGCCCCAGUUACCGAGGUUGCCUGUGAGAGCAUUUCAGCGGCCAAAGCUAUAGCAUCGAACGUCACAAGCUCAUCGACUACUCUUCUUGAUACCCCAACAAAGAAUCGACAUCCUUCCAUUCAACUUACGCGAAAAGUGGGUACCUCAACCAGGUCUCUGCCCGCUGACGCUACCACCACUCGAGUCAACAUUGCAUCGGAUGGGUCGGCUUCCACGACGGCUGCCGACGAUACCGAAGAAUCCAGGGCUGUAAAACCGGCAGCGUCCGAUAAAGAAACGCCCGAGGAUAGUAAUAUAAAGCCGCUAGAGGAACCCGCCAAGGAACAGAAGGCCACCCCUAACGCCGACCCCAGCACAUUGCAUGCGGGAUCUGCAGAGGGCACUGAACAAUCUAGUGGUUGGCUCUCAUGGAUCUAUGGGCCAUCGGCUACGUCUGAAGUUGCUGCGAAUGUCCCAGAAUCUACACAAGCUGUGGAACAUCCGUCAGCUGAAAACCAAAUGGCAGAGCGUGGUGCUCAAUCAACCAUGAAAGACUAUACGGCACGGGAAGAAGAACUUGAACCCGAACCAGAGCAGACAAAAGAUACUAUUGGUACUGCUGAAGUUAUCCCCGCAUCUCAGAAGCGAUCGUGGCUUCAGAUGUGGUAUGGUACAAACCUACCGAGCAAGCAAGAAGAUCCACCAUCUACAAAAUACAUGAUCUCCCAUUCCACGAAUCAUAAUUCCACUCAGGCUGUCGACACAAACAUGGCUCCACAAGAUCCCCCAGAUGAGCGAACGGAACCAGCUGGUGGAUCACAGCCCGCAGUCGGGACUACGAGAUCAUCUGGCUGGUCAUUCUGGUCCAAAGAUCCAAACAAAGAUGGACCCUCGGACAAACCACAGGAAGGCGAAGCUAUUGAGGCGUCAACGGGACCAAACUCGCCAUCAAAGCAUGCAGUACCUGGCCUAGAUACAGAUUCAAAUACCAAGAUAACCCAGAAAGGCAGUAUUAAAAUCAAACCUCAAAAAGACAACCGUCUCAAAGAUGUAUCUGGGUCCACCAUUGAAGGGACUCCCACGUCUAUGCCGCCUGUUGAACCUCGACCAGCUGACACCGCCGCCUCAAAACAAUUACAGCAAAUUCUCCCCAACCAAGUACUGCCAAAGUUCGAAGAAACCUAUCCUUUUGAGCAAUCGCCCUCCAUCUUGCAAAGCCUCGGUCGACUCCUGCAUUAUGGGAAAGGACCAGACGCUAGGCAUGUCAGCAGGGUCAGAGAUCCGCUACACGUGGGACGUGCUUUGGCUAUUGGUGUCCAUGGAUAUUUCCCCGCUCCUUUCAUUCGGAAUUUACUUGGACAGCCCACAGGGACAUCCAUCCGGUUCUCCAAUAUGGCAGCAGAAGCUAUCCGGAAGUACACCCAGAGUCAUGGAUACUCGUGUGAUGUUGAAAAGAUCGCAUUGGAAGGAGAAGGCCGCAUUACGGAGCGAGUGGAUCUUCUGUGGAAGCUGCUUCUGAAUUGGAUGGAGGAGAUCCGCAAGGCUGAUUUCGUCAUGUUCGCAUGUCACAGUCAAGGUGUGCCAGUAACGAUUAUGCUAGUUGCAAAGUUGAUACAAUUCGGCUGUCUUGACGCGAAACGAGUCGGCAUCUGCGCUAUGGCAGGUGUGAACCUCGGCCCAUUCCCGGAUUAUCGCUCUCGAUGGAUCAGCGGGUCUGCUGGAGAACUGUUCGAGUUUGCACUGCCUUUCAGCAAAGUCUCGAAAGAGUACGAAGCUGCUCUUAAAUGUGCUCUCAAUUUUGGUGUUCGCAUAUCUUACAUUGGAAGUAUCGAUGACCAACUCGUUUCACUGGAGUCCUCCCUCUUCUCCCCCAUAACCCACCCUUACGUCUACCGCGCUGUCUUCGUGGAUGGCCGAGUCCAUGCCCCAAGCUUCCUCUCUCAUCUAGUUGGCUUCGCCCUCAAGCUUCGCAACCUUGGUAUCCCAGACCAUGGUCUAAUACGCGAACUAAGCACCCCAUUAGCAGGAAGUCUAUACUCAGGGGAGGGACAUUCUCGGCUGUACGACGACGAAGCCGUGUACUUCAUGGCUAUAGAAUUCGCACUCGAGACGUCUUCCGUCCCAGACUCUGCGCUCAGCGUCAAGCGAGCCAGCAGCUCUGUCACGCCAAACCCGUACAUUCUCCCUUUCGCCAUGCGCGGUCUUCUGGAGGAGGAAUAUGUGCGCCAAGAGCUGCACGACGAGACUAUGGAGUUGCUCAAGCAAUUUGAUGACUGGAAACCUUCUAGUAAGGUUCUGAAAGAUGUGAAGUUUAGACUAGAAGGUAUCCGGUCUAAGCUCUAG
Molecule: messenger RNA, 2481 nt
Organism: Penicillium verrucosum
Lineage: Eukaryota; Fungi; Ascomycota; Eurotiomycetes; Eurotiales; Aspergillaceae
Exons: 5
Coding region: 1-2481 (826 amino acids)
Source: RefSeq, a predicted model, not a curated record